CACAAACUGCAAAUUGUUAGCUACAUGUAGCUGUGAACUCAUGCAGAUUUAAACACUGUUUUAAAUUUGAAUUUUAAAGUAGUGUGCUUCACAUCCUGCAGAAGAAUAUAUGAGUAAGAACUAACAGUGUAGUGUUAGCAGACCUACAGAUAUUUUAUAUAGGUCUUAGUGAGAGUUGCAGUGGUUGUGAGUGGUGUCUAAUCAGUGGUAGAGGCCUGGGUGCUGGUGAGAGACAGGACUACACACACACAGUAUAAACUAACACUUGAGAUUAGGGGUAUACCAUGGCUCAUCGCCCCCGAGGUCCUGCAGCAGGAAGAGGACGUGGUAAAGCCCCAACAUGGAACCCAGAUGAGAGAUACCUGAAGAUCUACCUGAAGGGAAGAGCUGUUCCAUUCUACGCCCCAUCAUCGUACAAAGAUGUCCAGGUGGAAAAGCAAGCCCCACCCCCUAGUGAGAAACUUCAACUAGAAUGGGUAUAUGGCUAUCGUGGGCGAGACUGCAGAUGUAAUCUCUAUUACCUGCCCACUGGUGAGAUCGUGUACUUCACGGCCGCUGUGGUAGUGUUAUACAAUGUGGAGGAGCAGAUGCAAAGGCAUUACACUGGGCACACAGACGAUGUGAAGUGCCUUGCUAUUCAUCCCGACAAGAUUCGCAUUGCCACAGGCCAGGUGGCAGGACAUGACAGAAGGGAGGGGAAGAGGGGAAUUCCAGGUGGCAAGUCCAAACGGCUUCCAAGCAAUUUAAUGAAGUUUCUCAAAGAACAGUUCAAAGAUUCAAAAUAUGCUGAAGAACAUUUCUUGUGGCCACAUGUACGGAUUUGGGACUCUGUUAGUCUCAACACUCUCCAGGUUGUGGGGAUCGGGGAGUUUGACCGGGCCGUAUGUUGUGUUUCCUUCUCCAAAGUGGAUGGAGGUCAUCAGUUAGUAGCAGUGGAUGAGGCAAAUGAACAUGUCAUUUCCAUUUGGGACAUCUCGCGCGAUAAAGCCCACAAAGUUACCGAGACGAAGAGUUCCACUGAGCCUGUGCUAGCGGCGGAGUUCCACCCGUCCGAAAAGACCAGUGUAGUCACAUGUGGCAAAGGCCAGAUUUCCUUCUGGACCAUCGAUGGCGGCACACUGACAAAGAAAUUGGGCAUUUUUGAUAAACAUGAAAAACCCAAGUACGUCUUGUCACUGGCAUUCACAGAUAAUGGUGACACAAUCACAGGAGACUCGAAUGGCAACAUCUUCAUUUGGGGCAAAGGUGGAAACCGCAUCACUCAGGCAAUAAAUGGAGCACAUGAAGGAGGAGUUUUCUCCCUUUGUAUGAUGAAAGAUGGAACUCUCCUCUCUGGAGGUGGAAAGGACAGAAAAAUUGUCCAAUGGGAUUCUAAUUACAAACGUGCCGGAGUGGAAACAGAGAUCCCCGAGCAAUUUGGACCGGUGCGUACGAUCAGUCAGGGUCAUGGCAAUCUGAUAUUGGUGGGAACAACUCGCAACUGUAUACUACAGGGCACUCUGGAACUGGAACUUCAGCCAAUAGUCCAGGGCCAUACAGAGGAAUUAUGGGGUCUGGCCAGCCACCCCAGCCAGCAGCAGUUUCUCACCUGUGCCUAUGACAAACACCUCUACUUGUGGGAUGCCCUCUCUCAUACCAUCAUCUGGAGCAAAGCCAUGGAGGAGCCGGCUCACUGCUGCUGUUUCCACCCUAACGGGAACCUGGCUGUUGUGGGCUCCCAGUCUGGCAAGUGGAAGGUGAUUGACCUGACCUCCAGAGACAUAGUUGCAGCUCAUAGUGAUGGAACAGAGCAGAUAGAGUGUGUCCAGUACUCCCCAGAUGGUCAGUUGUUGGCUCUUGGAUCCCGUGAUAACAUGAUAUAUAUAUAUGAAGUGAGCGAGGAUGGACUGAAGUAUGUCAAGAGAGGGCGCUGCUCAGGUCAUUCCAGCUUUGUCACCCACCUGGACUGGUCAGAGAAUGGGACAUAUCUGAUGACAAACUCCGGAGAUUACGAGAUCCUGUUCUGGACCUCAAGUGACUGUAAACAGGUGUUAAACCCGUCUUCCGUUAGAGAUGAGGUUUGGGCCAGCCAGUCCUGUACUUUAGGGUUCAAUGUGGCAGGCAUUUGGCCAGAAGGGGCUGAUGGUACGGACAUCAAUGGCUGUGCUGCUUCACACAAGCGCCAUCUGGUGGCUAGUGCUGAUGACUAUGGCAAGGUCAACUUGUACAAGUACCCUUGUUUUCAGCCUAAGUCAUCUGGACACACCUACCCAGGUCACAGCAGUCAUGUGACCAACGUUGCGUUCCUGAAAGAUGAUACAAGGCUGAUUUCUACGGGAGGGAAGGACACCUCUGUGCUGCAGUGGGAAGUAGUCUGAUUUUCACGGCUAACAGUUAUGUUAAUCAUGUUACAUGGCACACAGAGAACAACAUUGAAUUUCUUGCAAUAUGAUUGGUGCACUUACAAAUUGUAUUUGCACAAGUUAAGCUUUAAUUCUUCAAAACAGGUGAUGAUCAUGUUUUAACCUUGAUGGUGGCUUUGAACAUAUGUAUUUAAACAGAUGUGUAAAAUAAGAUUAAUAAGGGGUGUUUUAAGUCAUUGGUUAAGUUCACUCUGACAGUGGUGACUCCCUGUCAGCUGUGUGGAGCAGCUUGAGGUUUUAUAAUGCUGGUCAGUCCAGAGCUCUUCAGAACAAGUGACCACCAAACAAAUGUGAAUAUUCCUUCAUAUACAACUGCAUUUGAAUGUUUAUGGAUGAAGUUUGUUUUGUAUUAAUUUUCUUUGACCUGUGUUUGAAAUCAUUGGUUUGUUACGGAGAAUAUUGGGUGUGUUUGAGAAACCAUUUGGGACAGUUUUUUUUUCUUUAAAUGUCUUGAUGAACUCCUGGUGAAUGUUUAGCUGCAGCUUAUGAUACUUGUACCUAUGUUUUUUUUUUGUUUUUUUUUUUCGGACUAAAAAUUGACUGUAUUUUUGCCUUGUGUUUAACUAUUUGUAUUGUUUUGAUGAUGUGACCUGUUCUAGAGGAACUCAAAAAUAUUUUGUUUUUAGAUUGGUAUAUUUUUCUGUAUCUGUACAUCUUUCUCAUUGUUACAAAGUUUUUGUUCAGCUUGGCAUUUUAGACAUACCGGACUUAAUUGCUUACCUCAGAGGUAUAGAGACAGCAUAGAAAUUACUGUGAGCAAGGCUGUGUCAGUGUGUGUCCUCUUCACCCUAUAGAACAGUCACACAUAGAGACAUGGAGACAGGAUAGACAUUGUGGGAGGAAGGCUGUGUCAGUAUGUGUCCCCUACACCCUAUAGGACAGAAGUUUCACAUAGAGAGAUGUGGACAGGAUAGACAUUGUGGGAGGAAGGCUGUGUCAGUGCAUGUCCUCUUCACCCUAUAGGACAGAAGUUUCACAUAGUGACAGGAUAGACAUUGUGGGAGGAAGGCUGUGUCAGUAUGUGUCCCCUACACCCUAUAGGACAGAAGUUAAACAUAGAGACAGGAUAGGCAUUGUGGGAGGAAGGCUGUGUCAGUAUGUGUCCUCUUCACCCUAUAGAACAGAAGUUUCACAUAGAGACAGGAUAGACAUUGUGGGAGGAAGGCUGUGUCAGUAUGUGUCCUCUACACCCUAUAGAACAGGAGUGACAUAUACAUGUAGAGACAUGGGUACAGCAUAGGCAUUGUGGAUAGGAAGGCUGUGUCAGUGCAUGUCCUCUUUACCCUGUAGAAGUUACAUACAGAGACAGGAAACAAAGCUCCUCCCACAAAAGCUACUGACUUUGUCCUUUUACAAAGCUCCUCCCAUAGUAGCUGCAGACUUAUCAUUAUGUGAUAACUAUGUUAAUGACCAUACAGCCUUGCGCUGUCUUUCUUGUGCGAUUUCAAUAAGCAUUAUACUUCCCUCAAUUACACUUCUACCCGUCCUUUUAAUUCUUUUUGUACAUGUCUUAAGUUUACAUUUAUAAUGGCCCACUAGUUUCAGAAUGCUUUGUUCUGUGUAAGAACGUAUAUUAUCACCAAGAUCUUAUUUUGUUUAUUUUCUAAUGGUAUUAUGUGUUGCCACAGUAUUUCUGAUGAAUUUUUCAAAUUUCUUCCAAUUUUGCGUUUUUGCUAAUUAGCGUUCUAUUUAUUGUAUUUCUCAAUGUUGUGUGGCGAUGAAGCUUGUAACUUGUAUUUCCUGUAUAUAUCAGUCAGGAUUUGUUCACUUGACUAUGUUUUUAUUGUUAUUGUCAGAUGAGACGAUUUCUUCAAUUCACCCGAAACACAUUUGCCGUACAUGUUUUACCAAUACUCAAAACAUGUCUUGAUUAAAGGUUUGUGCAGCUUUUCG
This is a messenger RNA of Liolophura sinensis, 4295 nucleotides long. RefSeq names its product echinoderm microtubule-associated protein-like 2. The record is from RefSeq and is a predicted model, not a curated record. Gene Ontology annotation, biological process: microtubule cytoskeleton organization. NCBI's taxonomy places the organism in Eukaryota, Metazoa, Mollusca, Polyplacophora, Chitonida, Chitonidae. The coding region runs from base 285 to 2357 and encodes 690 amino acids. The transcript is spliced from 20 exons. Gene Ontology annotation, cellular component: mitotic spindle. Gene Ontology annotation, molecular function: microtubule binding.